Molecule: messenger RNA, 752 nt
Organism: Drosophila ficusphila
Lineage: Eukaryota; Metazoa; Arthropoda; Insecta; Diptera; Drosophilidae
Product: mitochondrial import inner membrane translocase subunit TIM14
Exons: 3
Coding region: 86-472 (128 amino acids)
Biological process (GO): protein import into mitochondrial matrix
Cellular component (GO): PAM complex, Tim23 associated import motor
Molecular function (GO): ATPase activator activity
Source: RefSeq, a predicted model, not a curated record
ACUUAAAUCACAUUGUUUUUGAAGCAAAAACAAACGUAACUUAUUCCGAAUUUCCUCCAUUCCAUAAUUUAAAAUUGUCCGUGCGAUGUCGACCAACUCGAAUAAUUUUACCCCGAAGGCGAGCUCCGUGAUUUUGGCCGGACUUGGAGUGGCCGCCGUGGGAUUCGCCGGCAAGCACCUAAUCCGCCGGAUGCCCCAGAUGACCACGAAGUUCAACGAGGCCCUCAAGAACCUGCCCAAGUUUGAUGCGGAGUCACUGGCGUCCUCCAAGUACUACAAGGGUGGCUUCGAUCCCAAGAUGAACAAGCGGGAGGCUUCACUCAUUCUGGGCGUCAGUCCCAGUGCGUCCAAGCUCAAGAUCAAGGAUGCCCACAAAAAGAUCAUGCUGUUGAACCAUCCGGAUCGAGGGGGUUCCCCUUAUUUGGCGGCGAAGAUCAACGAGGCCAAAGACUUUCUGGACAAAGCCAAGUAGACAAUAAAUCCCGCCUUAAAGUGCAAAUAAAGUAAUUUGUGAUUAGCAUAAAGAUUGCAUUGGCUGAAAUAAGUCCAUCACUGACAAGGAUCAAAACAAUUGUCUAAAAUUGUAAUUGUGCUAAAGGAUUUAUUACUCAGGAAUCAAAAAUGCAAUAGUUUCAUUUAUAUAUUCAUGUAUAUACGUUAAUUGAGUUGUUUGCGGGUGCCUUUUAUGGAAAAUAACAGUUUUAAAGGGCUUAAUAAAAUAAAAAGGAAUAAGCCUAUUGUUUUAAAGCAAA